This is a messenger RNA of Cryptococcus amylolentus CBS 6039, 492 nucleotides long. RefSeq lists its product as hypothetical. The record is from RefSeq and is a predicted model, not a curated record. Bases 1 to 492 code for a protein of 163 amino acids. Gene Ontology annotation, cellular component: mitochondrion. The transcript has 4 exons. NCBI's taxonomy places the organism in Eukaryota, Fungi, Basidiomycota, Tremellomycetes, Tremellales, Cryptococcaceae.
AUGAUCGCCCCUACAGCACUCAGAGCAGCCCGCACAGCAGCCCCCAGGCUCAGCACCACCCUCCCCGCCGCUUCCCGCUUCGCCUCCGCCUCCUCAAAGCUCUCCAUCGCCAACGAAACAUACCCUCUGCCGCCCGGCCAGGAACUCGACCCCCAGUUGAACGGUUACCCCCAGCUUCCCAACGAGACCCUGCAAAAGAGACAACCUUUCGGAUGGUGGGAUGUCCAGGAGCGAAAGAACUUUGGCGAGGUGGUCCACGAGAGUGAGGAUGUUAUCGGCAUGUGGGGUCCUGAUGUCCACAAGACGUCGUGGCAAAGCGCCCUUCUCCAGCUCUCUGGUGCCUUUGGACUGGUCGGCAUCGCCGCUUUCUUCCUGAUCCAGACCCGCCCGGAACGACCAGCUGUCGCCCGAGAGUACCCUUACAACGGACUUGAGCAAGAGCUUGGCGGCAUCAAUGUUGCCAGGAAGGAACAGGUCGACGAGGAGGACUAG